AGACGAUCAACCUCUACUCGUGGCUAUGCAGUAGGAGCAGGCGAAGCGCUGGACCAACUGGCAGGGACUUUGAGGGGCGCAAGGAGGCUGGUGACCAACCGGCUCGCCUCUACCCCGGCCUCGACCUCACGUCGGCCCCGAAGCGCGGCGAGCAGCAG
Messenger RNA from Mesorhabditis spiculigera, 158 nucleotides. NCBI's taxonomy places the organism in Eukaryota, Metazoa, Nematoda, Chromadorea, Rhabditida, Rhabditidae. The record is from the annotation of a GenBank genome assembly.